AUGGAGUCAGGAUCGCUUGUUACUUCCCUGUACAAACCUCCAAUUUUCGAACACUACGAGGCACUGGAACGGGGCGAAAUCACUGCCGAAGAUUUUGACCCUAUAUUUACGCACUUCUUCAACAAAUCACAUAGCCGAGAUGUAGCAGUUAUACCUCUUAUCAACACCAUCAUUGAUAAGCUUUUUCACACAGGAAUGAUCAAGGAAAUGGAAGAUAUUAUCAAGGAUCUACGGGCAGCUGGUAUUCGUACUGCUCUGAUGACAAACAACUUCUUCGCAGAUCGUGCUCGUCGUACACCAACACUCCCGAAAGGCUUUGAAAAGCACUUUGACGUAGUGGUGGAGUCCUGUAGGUCAGGGAUGCGGAAACCGGAGGAAGUUAUAUAUCGGCGAGUUUGCGAAGCGUUGAAGGUAAUGCCAGAGGAGUGCGUGUUCUUAGACGAUCUUGGUCCAAAUCUCAAGCCAGCUAAAGAAAUGGGCUUUACAACUAUUAAGGUCAAUUCUACUGCUCAAGCUGUCGCUGAUCUGAAAGCGGUACUCAAAGACGUGUUCGAUUUCCCAAGAGGAACGAGGGAAUGUUUACCAAGUUCGUAA
Messenger RNA from Cooperia oncophora, 594 nucleotides. Lineage: Eukaryota; Metazoa; Nematoda; Chromadorea; Rhabditida; Trichostrongylidae. The record is from the annotation of a GenBank genome assembly.